Nothoprocta perdicaria is the source of this 1526-nucleotide messenger RNA. RefSeq names its product elaC ribonuclease Z 1 (gene ELAC1). Gene Ontology annotation, cellular component: nucleus. NCBI's taxonomy places the organism in Eukaryota, Metazoa, Chordata, Aves, Tinamiformes, Tinamidae. Gene Ontology annotation, molecular function: 3'-tRNA processing endoribonuclease activity. Bases 1 to 1095 code for a protein of 364 amino acids. The transcript is spliced from 3 exons. The record is from RefSeq and is a predicted model, not a curated record.
AUGUCCCUGGAGGUGACGUUCCUGGGCACGGGCUCGGCCUACCCCGGUCCCGCGCGGGCCGCCUCGGCGCUGGCGCUGCGCCGCGAAGGGCACUGCUGGCUCUUCGACUGCGCGGAGGGCACGCAGACCCAGCUCAUGAGAAGCCACCUGAAAGCAGGUAGAAUUACAAAGAUUUUCAUAACUCACCUUCAUGGUGACCACUUCUUUGGACUUCCUGGCCUGCUGUGUACCCUGAGCCUCCAGAGCAGCCCUGACCCAAACAAACCCCCCGUAGAUAUUUAUGGACCAUUAGGACUACGAAGCUUCAUAUGGAGGACCCUGGAGCUCUCCCACUCGCAGCUUCUGUUUCCUUACGUUGUUCAUGAGCUCGUACCGACUCGGGACCAGUGCCCUGCAGAAGAGUUUAAAGACUUCUCUUCCCUGGACAAGGAUGAAGCAUCUUCAGGGGAAGCCCAAGGGAGGAUAAUCCACCUGGAUCCCGUGGAAAACUCGUACUUGCURGUGGAUGAUGAGCAGUUUGUAGUCAAAGCCUUCCAGCUCUUCCACCGCAUUCCUUCSUUUGGCUUUGCAGUGGAAGAGAAGCCACGGGCGGGUAAACUCAACGUGCAAAAACUAAAAGAAAUUGGAGUUCAGCCAGGUCCUCUCUAUGGAAAACUGAAGAAUGGUAUAGAAGUAGUUCUGGAAAAUGGAGUGACAAUUUCUCCUUCAGAUGUCUUAGAAGAGCCUAUCCCUGGAAGAAAAAUUUGCAUUUUAGGGGACUGCUCAGGGGUGGUUGGCGAUGCAGCCGUGAAGCUUUGCUAUGAAGCAGAUCUGUUGAUUCAUGAAGCCACGUUGGAUGAUACCCAAGAGGAGAAGGCCAGAGAGCAUGGUCACAGCACCCCAAGAAUGGCCUCUGGUUUUGCAAAAUUGUGUAAAGCUAAGAAGUUGGUUUUGACUCACUUCAGUCAACGCUAUAAACCAGCCGCGCAGAUGAGUGAAGGAGAUGCUGACAUAACAGAGCUGAAGAGACAGGCAGAGUCAGUGCUAGGUGGGCAAGAGGUAACACUAGCUGAAGAUUUUAUGACAAUAGAAGUUCCAAUGAAAAAGCAAAAAUAGUAUUAACAGACUAUGAACAGGAAGGUGUAAAGUAGGCUGGUGUUCAGUGACACUUGAAACCAAGGGCAGUGUUUCUGGUACCCAGAUGAGUUCCAUCAUGCAAACUGGGGAAUGGUGGAGCACACACCAGAUAGAGUCUUCAUUACUUUGGGACAGAAACAAACAAAAAAGCACUCCAAAAUCUGGAACUUGGAAUAAAUUCUGAAGUGAUUGCUGCAGACACCUGGGCUGGCCAGAAAUUGGAACAUAUAAGUACAAGCCUUCCAGCCUAGGUGUUUCACUUGCACUAGAGAAAGGCUCCUAGGACAGACUACUGUUUUAUUUCACUUAAUACGGUCUUCAGCAGGGGUAAACUCUACACCAGAAUCCAAAGUAUCUUGCCUUUGUCACAAGCCUUUACAUAACAUCUAUUUGAAACUAUAUAUAACAUC